Molecule: messenger RNA, 5555 nt
Organism: Chilo suppressalis (striped riceborer)
Lineage: Eukaryota; Metazoa; Arthropoda; Insecta; Lepidoptera; Crambidae
Source: the annotation of a GenBank genome assembly
ACUUUGACAGAACCGCGUCGGUGUCAUUCACUUUUUGUCGGACAGUUUCUCUUCUCCUCUGCGAUAAAAUACUUUGGUGAUGUGGUCUUUUGAGUUUGGAAACAAAAUCAUUAAAUAGCUAUCAUGGGCACAACAGGAUUAUCAAUAACUCUUGCUAACAGCAUCAUUGGCGUGGGAAUUUUGGCUAUGCCAUUCUGUUUUCAACAAUGUGGUGUUUUGCUGGCUACAUUAAUAUUGUUACUGAUGGGAUUGGUGUCAAGACUUUGCUGCUAUUUCUUAUUAAAAUCAGCUCUACUUGCAAGAAGAAGGAACUUUGAGUUUUUGGCAUUCCAUGUUUUUGGUUCAGCUGGUAAAUUUGGAGUGGAAGUUGGUAUAAUUGGAUUUCUGAUGGGCACAUGUAUAGCAUAUUUUGUUGUGGUUGGGGACCUCGGGCCCCAGAUCAUCUCUAAAAUGUUCAACAUCAAUCAAAGCGAUAUGUUAAGAACAUCAAUAAUGGUGAUUGUAUCUCUUGUUUGUGUGUUACCACUGGGCCUGCUCAGGAAUGUGGACAGUUUGAGCAAUGUCAGUGCCGCAACUAUAGGCUUCUACUUUUGCCUUGUAAUGAAGGUUAUAGCGGAAGCUGCGUCAGUACUGCUGGCGGGAGAUUGGCAGUCGCGCGUGGAGAUGUGGCGUCCUGCCGGAGUGCUGCAAUGCGUUCCUAUAUUCUCUAUGGCACUGUUCUGUCAAACACAGUUAUUCGAAAUAUUCGAGUCACUCCCAUCACUGUCAUUGGAAAAGAUGAAUUUGGUUACGAAGAACGCCAUAAAUAUUUGUACAGGUGUCUACUUUACUCUUGGACUGUUUGGCUACAUAGCGUUCAAUACACAAGAAAUAUCAGGCAAUAUCCUGAUGAGCCUCAGUCCCACGAUGUUGAGUGACGUCAUCAAGCUGGGCUUCGUCAUGUCGCUGGCGUUUAGCUUCCCGCUGAUCAUAUUCCCGUGCAGGGCCAGUCUCUACUCACUACUCUACAAAAAGGUGCAUUCCUCUCACCACGACCAUAUAAUCAACCAUUCGAUCCCGGAAGGAUCGUUCCGUCGUAUAACAGUCGGUAUAGUGGCCUGCACCCUCGGGGCAAGCCUCGUGUUGCCCAACAUAGAACUAGUGCUGGGUUUGGUGGGCUCCACUAUAGGCGUUCUAGUAUGCCUGGUGUUUCCUGCUGCGUGUUUCUUGCAUCUUACCUUCAAGAACACCAAUGAGAGGAUUCUGGCGAAGGGAGUAUUGAUACUGGGACUGGUGAUUAUGGUCCUCGGCACAUACGCGAAUCUACAAGCGGCCGAAAAUCAAGUGGACAAGUACGACGAGAAAUACAUCACGAAGGAGCGCAUCGAUAAAAUAGUCGAAGACUUUUUCCAGAAGAUGGAGAAAACCAACGGAGUCAAUCAUAAGCCACCAGACAACGCCAUCAACAAAGAUAUAAAGAAAUUAAAUGGUGAAACGAUUAAGGAAUCGGUUGUGCUUCCUCCAAAUCCUGUGCCACCAGAAUCACAAUCCAAUGAGAAAAAUGAAAACAAAAACAUCAAAGAAACUAAGAUCGCUCCUAGAAUCAAAGAUGUCAUGCCAAACCCAAUAAAAGACACUGUGGAUAAAGUCUCAGAAACACACCCCAAAAAUUUAAACAAACAAAAUGAUGUAAAAGCAGUAAAUGGAGUCGGCGAUAGUAAAGUAAAAGAAAAGAAGGAAAGACAGAACGAUGAGAAAAUAUUAAAGCAAGAUAUUAAACCGCAGUCAAAUGACGAAAAAAACAAUAUGAUCAAGCAGCAACAACUAAUAGAAACCAUUAAACAACACGGCGAAGAGCAAAAAGAACUGAUUAAGGAACAAAAAGAGAUUUUGGACGAAAUAUACAAGACGAAACAGGAAUUACAGAAGAACAAAGACGAAGAAGCACAUGCAGAAGCAAAAAAGAUUGCCGUAGAGAGUAUAAAGAAAAUUGCUAACAUUGCUUUACAAAGUUUAGGCGGUGCUUCUGAAAAACCUGGUCAAGUGGGUGAAAACAAAAUAUCUGACAAUUUCGAGAAACUAGCUAAUGAAGCCGUUCAAGAAAUUGCCCAGAAAGCUGUGGAAUCGAUAGUGGCUAUUAAAGAAACUCAAGAAAAGCCGGAGCAGCCACUGAAACAACCAAACCUACCUGCUUUAUCCAAUAUACAGUCAGUGAAUAAUGAAAAUUCAGCCAUAAAUAAUAAUAACAUCAAUCAAAAGACUCAAGAAAAUAUAGGAAAUCCACCCCCUUCGGUUCCGAUUCAAAAUAACAUUCCUUCUAAUAUCCGUAAUGGAAAUAAUGCUAAUGUUGGCAACUCAGAAGUUGUACAAAAAUACAAUAAGAAUAUUGCUAAUCAACAAGCUUACGUGCAACCAAAUGUACUACAGACAAUUCAAUCUGUUAAUGAACCUAAUAUAAAACAAGUUCCCUUAAAUGUUAAUGAAGUUGUACCAAAUGAUGGUACAGCUGCAAUAAGUAACAAUCAAUUAAUACCAAAUAAUCCACAGGCCUCUGCAAAUAUAGGCCAACCCGCCCCUAAAUCAGAUCAAGUCGCAUCAAAUAUGCCUGCUGCCUUACCUCCAUCAAACAUUAAGGAGCCAUCAAAUAUUGUUAAAAAUGUUGCUCCCGUUAUAAAUCCUGUACCACCUCAAGCCAAUAUAAACUUGGCAAAUAUCGAAACACGAAACGCACAAAAUAACAUACAAUCAAAUCAGCAAGUACAAAAUGAAGCUAAUCAUAAUAAACAACCCGUAGAGAUUCCAAUACCACAAGAGAAAAUUGUCAAAGCACACUCGCAUUCCCCUGACGAACCUCAAUCUUAUAAACUAGGAGAGGACACUGAAAAGAAUAACAAUGUGCCAGCAAAUAACGCAGUAGUCCAAAACGUACCUUUAGCUUUGGCAUUGAAUGGUAACUCACAAACAAAUAAUAACCAACCAAACAUUCCAAACGAUAGCGUUGUUAAAAACAACGCAGAAAACAACAUUCAAGUUGGAGAUCAAAAACUGAAUCCUGCCGUAAGAAGGAAGAGAGAAGUUGUAGAUUGCACAGAGAAAUCUACUUUGAAACCUGAAGACAAGGAAAUUUGUAAAGCUCUCAUAGAUACACCUUCUAUACAAAUAGUAAAUAACAACUAUAAAGAAAUUUUGUCAUCGAAAGUAGAUCUAAUAGAUACGGGUUUGCCUAAGAAUUUACCUUUGCAGUCCAAUAUGUUAUUAUCACACCAUUUGAUAAGAUCUCUUAAAAGCAUUGAAAACAGUAAAAAUAGGUGAAACUCAAAAGUAACUAUAAGCGGUCAAAUACUCAAAUGAUUCCUUAAUCAUAGUUAAUGUUUUCUUAAUAAAAUUUUGGAAAAUUCUUAACCAAGAGGCUAAUUAUAUAUUUAUCCAAACUAAUUAUUUUAUACAAUCUUAUCUAAGAAACAUUUGAAUACUUGGCUGUGCUAAAAAAACAAUUUAAUAACCCAACACUUUCCUAAUGUUUAUACAAAAAAUGGUAUUUAUUUAUUUAAAAUUAUGUUUGUUUGUUAUCACAUGUUAAAUGUUAUAAUCACAAUGUCUUUUAAGGAGUUGAUUAGGUUUUGUGAUCUCAGAAUAUUGUUAAGUAGGUAAACUAUUUUUAAAAUCUAUUUCAGUGAUCCCGGCAUUUGAUUAGCAUGUAAAGCAAAAAUUGUUAAUCAUGUGUACAUUAUAAGCAAAACACGCAUAAAAUUGAAACUUAAAGUGAUGUAAACAAGUGACUGACUAUUAUUAUUAAAUCAAAUAUUUUAAAUAACAAAUUCAUAGUACUUAUUGCCUCAAAGACCCUAAUCAUACACAAACAUUUGCCUAGUAAUGGAUAUUAGUGUAGGGAAGUUGGGACUUGACCCACCCUGCAUGCUCAGGACACAUAGGUGGCUACUAACGACUGUAAUGUUUCAUUCAACCAAUCGCUUUCGUCUGUAACAUUAAUGGUGCUAGUCAAUAGUGCAUUCGGCACAACUUUGAUGCAGCACGGACCAACGGAUGCACGUGCCUUCCAAAACACACAGGGUUUUUUUUCACAUAUCUUGUAUGAUAUGGGCUAUUGCGAAACUCGCCUAACCCGCACGGUCGCAGGGGAAUUUUCUAUGGAGCUUGUUUUAAAUACUCCAAAAGUUGAGACGACAAUAUAAUUAUAUUUAAAAUGUCCUUGGAUUCAACCCUUCUUUAAUCUGAACGCUAAAGAGCAGACGCACGACCCUAAAUAUUGGGCCAAGUAAGCCAUUCUCCUUAAAAUAAGUAUAAUAGAUAAAAUUCUUACGGAUCUAAUUAUACCUCAAUUACGCGUGGGAGAUAAUGACGUAAAUGAGAUAUUAAGUCAUGGAGAAAAAUAACUAAAAGCAUUAACUGUAAAUAAAUACGACAUUAUCUAAAUAUCACAUUUUAUUUUAUAUAAAUGCAACACUUUUAACCCGCUUAAUAUUAUAUAAAGAAAAAGAAAAGAAUAAUUUACAUGUUCAAUUUUCACUACUUUAGUCCUGUCCUGUUUUUUUCGAUCUGUAACAAUGGAGAACUAAGUUAAUGCCAAUUAUUGUUUACCAUAUAUUGACAUAUAAAAACAAGUAGACUCGAUCGAUCACGAUCAAAGUGUCGGAAGCAUAAUUACGCACAUUCGUCUAUUGUGCGUAAUUUUCAAAUGUAGUGUUUGAAAGUUCUCGCCUGCAUACAAUUGACAUUGAACCUUACUGCCACGACAUAAAAUGUUAAUUUGAACACGUGUUAAUGUUAUCUUUAUAAGUUGACGUAGGACGUCACUUUUGGAAACCAUUGGGGUCUACUUGGUUUUAUACGUCAAUGUAGCCAUGUCAUAAAUUAUGAUUAACACAGCUUAAAUUUUCACAUAUAAACUUAUAUUUUUAUUAAAAGCUUUUAUUUACUGACGAUCUCCGUGGCCGAGUGGUUUGUACGCCGGGUUUCAAGGUGUCGCCUACUCGAGAGGUCCCGGGUUCGAAUCCAGGUUGGGGCAGAUGUUUGUGUGAUGAAUACGAGUAUUUGUACUCCAGUCAUGGAUGUUUAAUAUGUAUUUCUAAAUAAAUAUACCUAUAUAGUAGUCGGAGAGCCGGCUGUAUAAAAGUCCUAUAGAUCAGAUACAUGAAUCAUUUUUGGGGUAUGAACAAUAGUAGCCAUAGGUCUAGAGGUUAUUUGAUUUUGCCCGCAUGCAAAAUUAUGACGUCACUUCGGGUUUUUAUUUUAGGUGUUAUUGUAAUUUAUCAAAUAUAUCAAGAAAAUGUAUGUGAAAGGAAUGUUUUUGAUGAGUAGAAUAGAAAUGCCAAGGGUCGACAAGUUCUAUUAUUCGCUACCCUUAAAAAUAUGUUUUUAAUAAUUUAACUUAAGUCAUCGAGUACAUGGAUUUGUUUACGGUUUUCUGAAAUUAGAACUCUCAAAUGACUGAAAAAACAUUAGUCGACACCUUUUAUUUGGCCGGAUCUGUCGACUUAGUUUGAAGAUUUAAAGAGCCUAUGCUUAUUAUAUAUUUCAUCUCUACGUACCUAUGUUGAAAUUAUUUAAUAAUCUGC